Molecule: messenger RNA, 930 nt
Organism: Fusarium mangiferae
Lineage: Eukaryota; Fungi; Ascomycota; Sordariomycetes; Hypocreales; Nectriaceae
Exons: 2
Coding region: 1-930 (309 amino acids)
Source: RefSeq, a predicted model, not a curated record
AUGGGCCAUACUGUUCACUUCGAUUUCGACACCAGCGACCCCAGUUCUCCUACGCUUGCACAACUAUGCGGGCUUCAAGUUCGAUAUCGGGGAUCCAACAUUAAGAAUAAUCAUCUUGACCCAAUUCGGAAAUUGGCCAGCAAGUUGAAAGCGAACGAUACUUCUCGUGAGAAUACGGAGAAGCUCGGCAGUGGCUUUGGAGACCUUGCUGUCAUUCUCUUGGAGCCUGGUGACAGAGAAGCCUUUUGCAAGUACAAGGAUAUCAUUGAAGAUCAAUCCCAUGCUUCAGCCUUGAGGAUGGUGGAUUGCGCCCUCCAACUUGCAUUUGAUGGCGAGCGAUCUAUUCAUGACACUGUGGUUCUUGAUUCAAAACCAUUUCGCAGCAAAAAAGCCCAAGAAUUCGAAGACCAGGAAACAAAAGCAGCGAAAGACAGACUGGCUCGCAAUGCUGUGCAAGAAUCUCUGUCACUUCUUCAACCCAAAGUCAUUCUUGUCUGUCACUGCAAGUCGAUGGCGGGAGGUAUAAAUGAGCCUGACAGCCAGACAUCGUCAAUAAAAAGAGCAUGUGACGUGCGUCACGAGCAGCUUAAUACAGGCCAUCCGUACAUACGUGUUUUCAGUUUUCACCCAGGAUACGUAUACAGGAUGACAGAGUACGAAAAGUACGAGAAGAAUAUGCGGCAGAGCCUCUUCAACCUCACAUUUCUAGUUGCGGCUAAUAUUCUAAUUGGACGAGAAAUAAAUGGUCCAGGUAUUUUGAAUGUCAGGGACCGAGUCGUACUUGGUUAUUUCAUUCCUCCUCCGCCUCCUGAGUAUGCCACUCCGGAUCAUGUUAUUGAACAACUAAAGGUACUCGAGAUUUACAGUGAUGAUGAACAUCCGGAGUUUCGAAGGCUACUCGAAACUUACCGAUCAGAAAGGUCUCGAUGA